GCUAUUAUGAAGUGGGCAAAGACUCAGAUGGGUCUUGGUGUCUACAAUAUAACGACGGCAGAGCAAUUAGAAGAAGUAUUCAUGUCCAAAUCCACAAUAGUUUUGGCAUUUCUUGACUCUUUACAGGGCCUGGAAACUGAGGAGCUUGUUGCCGCCUCGAAACUGCAUCCUGAUGUUAUAUUUUAUCAAACUGCUAGUGCUAAUCUUGCAAGGAGAUUUCAGCAUAACCCAGAAAUCAAAUGCCCUGCUCUAAUCUUGCUGGAAAAGGAGUCUCAACAUCUUAGCCACUUUAAUGGACCAUUCACCAAAUCAGAAAUAGCUUACUUCGUAUCCGUGAAUAAGAUUCCUCCAGUGAAUGCUUUUACUAUGGUAGAAUUUUCCCGUGAGUCCUCCACGAAACAGUCAUUUGGAAAUAAUUUCAUUGAAGACAAGCUUUCAGGCCAAGCUGUUACAAUUUCAGAGACAGAAUUCUUUCUGGCCAUUCGAAGAACAGUGACUAAAUUUGUUCUUUUGGAACUAUAAAUUGGCUGGAUUUAUUAGAAAAUAGUUUUCUUCUGAAAUACUUUUUGGUUGAAGUUAUUCAGAUUAAGA
Molecule: messenger RNA, 591 nt
Organism: Pistacia vera
Lineage: Eukaryota; Viridiplantae; Streptophyta; Magnoliopsida; Sapindales; Anacardiaceae
Product: protein disulfide isomerase-like 1-4
Exons: 4
Coding region: 7-522 (171 amino acids)
Biological process (GO): response to endoplasmic reticulum stress; protein folding
Cellular component (GO): endoplasmic reticulum
Molecular function (GO): protein disulfide isomerase activity
Source: RefSeq, a predicted model, not a curated record